Nothobranchius furzeri (turquoise killifish) is the source of this 1590-nucleotide messenger RNA. The record is from RefSeq and is a predicted model, not a curated record. Lineage: Eukaryota; Metazoa; Chordata; Actinopteri; Cyprinodontiformes; Nothobranchiidae.
AUGCCUGGAAACAACGUCUCUAGUGAAACAAAACUGUCUUGGUAUGAGACGUGCCUCGAAGAUCCAGAAGUGGAUUACAAUCUGAAAAUAAAUUUUGAUUCUGACGGAGACGACAAAGAAAGCUCCGAACAUGAUUUGAAACCACUAGAAAAAACUCCUGGAUCUGGAAAAGUCCAGCAGGAAUCAGCUGCUUGUGAAAAACAUGAAAACAUGGAACAACUUUUAAGGCAGGUGAGUGAACUCAAAAACCAUCUGAGACGUGCAAACGAGUCUCUGAGAACCGAGAAGAAAAUCAGAAUUAAGGCCGAGUCUGAGUGUGCUUUUUACAGGAGAGAAAUGAAUGAACUGGAACAAGGACUGGAUUAUUACCAGAGCAAAAGAGAGACCCAUGAAGAAAACGUGAGAACUUUAAAUAUUCAACUUAAGGAAAAAGAUGAUUUAUGCGAAGUUCUCCAAAAGCGUUUAAAACAGGAAUAUCAGAUCAGACUCCACCAAAGACUGAAGAUUUUUGAGAAAGACACAAGUAAUGAGAACUUAAAGAAAGAAAUCAGUAAACUGAAAGAGGGACUGGGUUUCCAUCAAAGUGAGGCAGAAACCCAGUGCAAAAGAAUUAUGGCUUUAGAAAUUCAGCUGCAGAUAAAGGAAGGUGUCUGUGCAGAUCUCCAAAAGCGUUUAGAGGACGAGCCCGAGCUCAGGAGCCAGCUAGAAGACGACCAGAACUGUUUCUACAAAGAUUUAAUCAAUCAGAAUGUCAAGAAGCAAAUUGGGGAAUUAGAGAAAGAAAACACAGAUCUUAAAACCAAGAUGGAGAAUUUUUACUCCAUGAAGAAGACAUUGGAUGAGCAGCUGAGAGUCGAGUUAGAGAAAAAACGGCAGAAAAAAUACACCAGUAAGGAGAAGUUACUGAUAGAAAUUAAUGAAUUAGAGCAGGGACUGGAUUAUUAUCAGGAUGUCGCAGAAACCAGACUAAACAGACUGCAGACUUUAGAGAAUGAGCUGCAGAAAAAGGAAGGUCUCUGUGAAGAUCUGCAGGAACGUUUAAACCAGCAGAGCCUGCAGUUAGAGCAAGAAUUACAGAACAGUCACAACAAAGACUCAGUUCAUCAGAGUUUAGAAAAAGAAAUUGGAGAUCUGCAGAAGAAGAAUGGAGACCUCAUGAGCAAGUUGCAGACUAUGGAGGACACAGAGACCAGACUCUAUGGGGCAAUCACAAACCUUCAGCUGGAGAAACUCAGAAUUAAUGAGCAGCAUGAAGAAGAGUUUGAAGCCCUGAGACUGCAGCUCCAAGACCGUCUCUGCUCUGAGCUCCAGGCUGCUUCUGAAGGGAGUUCACCAGAACCACACACACCUGUGGAGAGUCUGGAGACAGAUCCUACUCAGGAUUGUCAGACGGACACAGACACUUGUCCUCCGACUGAAAUCUGUCAUGAGUCAGAUAUGGUUGGAUCUGUAAGUCUCCAUGACGACGACUGUCCACCUAAAGAGGACCGUCCACAGACAGUCAGACACCAGAAGAGUGUUUCUAUGUGGAGACGCUUUAAAAAGUUUAUGACUCCGGCGUGUCGACGGAAACACAAAACCACGUCAUAA